This is a messenger RNA of Macadamia integrifolia, 2293 nucleotides long. Its product is annotated as beta-fructofuranosidase, soluble isoenzyme I-like. Lineage: Eukaryota; Viridiplantae; Streptophyta; Magnoliopsida; Proteales; Proteaceae. The record is from RefSeq and is a predicted model, not a curated record. The coding region runs from base 67 to 2040 and encodes 657 amino acids. Gene Ontology annotation, molecular function: beta-fructofuranosidase activity. The transcript is spliced from 6 exons. Gene Ontology annotation, biological process: carbohydrate metabolic process.
GCCAACCCUGAAUUCUCUCCUACUUAUACCUCUAGGCUUCUCUUACUUCCGGUCACUAACACAAACAUGGAGACCAAUCCUCUUCCCAUCAAUUCUGAUAUUGAAGAUGCUACCUCUCCUUACAAUCCAUUGCUAGGAAAUGAUACACAGCUCGAGAAUUCGCGAUGUUGCCGGAGAUCCAUAAACUUCUAUGCUUUGAUCUCCUUCUUGGCCCUGCUCUUGGUUUUUGUAAUGGUUUUGGUUGGGAGUCAAAGAUCUGGAACCUCAGUAGUAAACAAAGGCACGGCAUCCUCAUCAUCAUUAUCAAAUUUACGAGGAGUAUCGGAGGGUGUGUCAGAUAAGACAUUCCGGCUAUUUUCCGGCAAUGGAGAAACAUUCUCAUGGACUGAAUCCAUGUUGUCUUGGCAGAGAACUGCCUACCACUUUCAACCUAAGAAGAGUUGGAUGAACGAUCCUAAUGGUCCAUUGUUCUACAAGGGAUGGUAUCACCUAUUCUACCAGUACAACCCAGAUAGUGCAAUAUGGGGUCUCAUACGAUGGGGCCAUGCCAUGUCAAAAGAUUUGAUCCACUGGCACCACCUCCCCAUGGCCAUGGUCCCAGACAAAUGGUAUGACGUCAACGGUGUCUGGACCGGUUCAGCCACUAUCCUUCCUAAUGGCACAAUCAUCAUGCUCUACACUGGAUCCACAACCGAGUCAGUGCAGGUCCAAAACCUUGCUUACCCGGCCGAUCCAGAUGAUGACCCAUUCCUCACCAACUGGUUAAAGUACCCGGGAAACCCGGUUCUCGUCCCGCCACCCGGUAUUGGUGCCAAGGACUUCCGAGACCCGACGACAGCGUGGCAAAGCAAUGAUGGAAGCUGGAAAAUUACAAUUGGGUCCAAAGUUAACAAAACCGGCAUAACACUCGUGUACAAAACCAAGGACUUCAAAACCUAUGAACUCUUGGACGGUUUGUUACAUGCCGUCCCCGGUACCGGCAUGUGGGAAUGCGUAGACUUUUAUUCUGUCUCGACCACGGCCGAUAAAGGGUUAGACUCGCCGGUGAAGUAUGUCCUCAAGGCGAGCCUAGACGAUGACAAGAACGACUACUAUGCAUUAGGAACUUAUGAUCCAGAGAGUGAUACAUGGACCCCAGACAACCCUGUUCUAGAUGUUGGGAUUGGAAUGAGAUAUGAUUAUGGCAAGUACUAUGCCUCCAAGACAUUUUAUGAUCAGAAUAAGGAUAGGACAGUACUUUGGGGAUGGAUCUCAGAGAGCGACAGCGAGGUUACCGACGUAAAGAAGGGAUGGGCAUCCGUUCAGGGCAUUCCCAGAACAGUGGUUUUUGAUGAGAAGACUAGGACUAAUAUACUUCAAUGGCCGGUGGAAGAGGUGGAGAGCUUGAGAUCGAACAGUAAGACUUUCAACAAUAUAACAGUCGAAGCCGGUUCAAUAGUCCCUCUUGACAUUGGCAUGGCUACACAGUUAGACAUAAUUGCUGAGUUCGAGAUUGAUAUCACACCCUUGGCUUUGGAGGAAACAGUUGAGAACGAUGUAGAGUUCAGCUGCAGCACUAGUGAAGGUGCUUCCACCCGGGGCGCAGUGGGACCAUUUGGUCUGUUAGUUCUUGCACAUGAGAGCCUCUCUGAGCAUACUCCUGUAUACUUCUACCUUGCUAAGGAUGCUUUUGGCAAUAUCAAAACUUUCUUCUGUGCUGACCACUCAAGGUCUUCUAAGGCCAGUGAUGUUGGUAAAAUGGUUUAUGGAAGCACAGUUCCUGUACUUGCUGGUGAAAAAUUAUCUAUGAGAGUAAUGGUUGAUCAUUCGAUAGUGGAAAGCUUUGCUCAGGCUGGAAGAACAUGUAUCACAUCACGGGUUUAUCCAACAGAAGCCAUAUAUGAAAAAACUAGAGUCUUUCUUUUCAAUAAUGCUACUCAGGCUAGUGUCACUGCUUCUAUCACGACUUGGCAAAUGAAAUCAGCUGCAGCCAUUACCUCCUACUCCAUGAUGUGCAUGUUUCUGGUCAUUUUGAUUCAUAUGGUUUUCUUGAAGAUAUGAGGAUCAUAGGUUUAUCAAUAUAGACAAAAUAAACUAUGCCCAGGAGGCUGAGGAUUCAGUUCUGAAGGGGAGAAUAUAUCCUCGCUAUGUUGUGCAAGCUUGCAGAGAGACAGGUGGAGUUUGAAUACUAGGUUUGUGUUGUCAGAUCCCAGCAGGCAUAGUUUUUGGAAGAGUAUUGUUAUAUUUAAGAAGAUCAUUACAAGUGUCUUCAACUUUCCACUUAGUUAUGAAAUCUUUGAAAAUCUUGAGUUUU